GUACUUUUGACGCUCAUUUAAAAGGCAGCAGUUGACCAGAGAAACAGAUGCUACUGGACUGGCCAACAGGAACAUUUGGCUUCAAGACUGGACAGGAUGAAGGGCCUGUGUUUUUGGCUGCUGUUCCUUGUGCCUUCAUCAGCAUCUUCACUGUGGGAUUUACCAGUUCCAUACACUCUUCAUAGAGGCCUCGACCUGAAUGUGAAGGGAGUCGUCCUGAGAGCACUGGAUCAGUUCAGGUUGAAGUCAUGCAUUGACUUCACUGUCCGAGAGACGCAGGACUAUUUCAUUCACGUCCAACACCAAGACCGACAGUGCUCCUCAUCCGUAGGACAACAGAACUUGGAAAAAGGACACAAUAUCUCCCUCAGUCUAUACUGCAGUUCCAUCAACACUGUCGAAGAACACUUCCUCCGCACUCUUGGCUUCUACCCCGAACACGUCCGACCUGACAGAGAUGAUUUUAUCACCAUUGUUUACAAAAACAUCCAAGAAGGGAAGUCAGAGAUGUUCAAUAUAGUGAAUGACAGCAGCACCCAAGGAGUCCCGUACGACUACAGGUCUGUGACGCAUUUUGGACCACGUCAGUUCACCAAAGUACAGGCUCCCACAAUCCGCACCAAAGACCCCAAGUACCAAGACGUGAUCGGCCGAAGUUGGGAAAUGAGUCCAGGAGAUGCCAAGAAGCUCAACCUUCGCUACAAAUGCAACGACAGCGUUGCCUUUCAGCUGUAUUGUGAUUUUUCCGAAGGAGCCAUGUGUUACAUGACAAACAGCUCGCGUGGGAGCACCAAAUGGGAAAGGGUCACGCGUGCUGAAGGUGGGCCGAGCUCUGACCACACCAGUCUUCCCAGUGUCACAGCAGAGGAAGGAUUUACACCUCAGCCUCCACAGGAAGGUCACUUCAUGCAUGUAAGCACGGCGGCUGGUGAAGCAGGCGACUCUGCCUGGCUGGAGACCCCCAGAAUGAAGCCCAAGAGACAGGGUCACCUUCAGUGUCUGCAGUUCUACUACUUCCACAAUGGGAGCGCGGACGACCAGCUGAACAUCUGGAUCAGGGAGUUCAACAAUGAAACCAAUACAGCACGUCUCAUGGGACAAGUCACUGGACCACCAACGUCCCACUGGAGGAUCCACCAUGUUUCCCUGGAUGCUCAGAGUGAAUUCCAGGUGGAGUUUGAAGUUCAAAAAGGAAAUGGAAGCUCCUCUGGUGGCAUCUCCAUCGAUGACAUUAAUCUGUCAGAAAUACAAUGUCCUGAUGUGACCAUGCAGAUUGAUGAUUUUGAGCACGUCUUGACCACAAGUCCUUCCGGCACAUUCGUGUUCAGCCCGCGGCACUACUCCAGUGGUGGCUACGCAUAUCGUUUCGCUGUAAUAAUGGCUGGAGAUAAUUUUGUCUUGGGAGUGCAACUGCUGUCUGGCCAGAAUGAUGAUGAGCUGACGUGGCCAUGUCUGAACAGACAAGUGACAGUGCAAGUGGUGGAUCAGACUCCCAACAUCCAGCACCACAUGUCAUGGCAAUAUAGCUCCACCACUGCAGAUUCAGGUCAUUGGGACAAUCCUCGGAAGUUUGGGAGAAAAAUUGAGACCAAUGACACUGAGGAAGUCUUUGCCAACCCCCGGAGACCAUUCAUGGCACUACCUUCCUCUGAGAUGAAGUCCCUCAACUUUCUUAAAGGAGAAAGUGCUGUUUUUGCCCUUGACUUCCGAGAUAUCACCCCUCUGAUCAAUGGAAGUUCACUUCCCAAGGCCAAACUUGGACCAACCGCAGUGAAGCUCACACCAAAAAACCCACGACAUGACUCAUGCACGACACGGGAGCCGACCACAGCUCACCCAGCGACAGCUCACCCAGCGACAGGUCACCCAGUGACAGGUCACCCAGCGACGGCUCACCCAGCGACAGCUCAGCCAGCGACGCCUCACCCAACAACUGACCAAAGGCCGCCAACCACCAUGAGCGAUGGAGCUACAGUUGGCAGGUCACCCAUGAUCCAUAAAACAUUGGAUGACAGGUACAGUGAGCAGUGCUCCGUCACAACUGUUUCAUUUUCUUCUUUUCAUUUGCUUCUUCCCUCUGUAACUUACAUAACUUUGCAAAAAACCUGGAAUAGCAUGAACAACAAUGACUGACUGACUUUAUUCUCCAUUUUCCAAAAGUUGCUGAUCCAGCGAGUGAAACGCUCAGUUGGAUAGAAAAAACUGUCAGACACAGAACUUGUGUGGAAACAACCCACACCAUAACUGAAGAACAUGUUCUGCCUUGGUUUAUUUUAUUUAUUUUUUUUAUUUUGUUUGAGUCAUACACAUAGUUCUAGAUAACUGCAGUUGACUUAAAGAUGAAUAAAUAAAUAAAUAAACCAUAUACCGUAGUUUCUGGAACUUUAUGGAGUUCAAAAUGCGCUGUUUUCACCCUCCAGUCGAUCGUCUCUGACACGUGGGUGGAAACAGCGCAUUUUAAGCGCUUUAAAGGUAAAUAAA
Messenger RNA from Synchiropus splendidus (mandarinfish), 2481 nucleotides. RefSeq names its product meprin A subunit beta-like. Gene Ontology annotation, cellular component: membrane. The coding region runs from base 97 to 2133 and encodes 678 amino acids. The record is from RefSeq and is a predicted model, not a curated record. The transcript is spliced from 14 exons. Gene Ontology annotation, molecular function: zinc ion binding; protein binding; metalloendopeptidase activity. NCBI's taxonomy places the organism in Eukaryota, Metazoa, Chordata, Actinopteri, Syngnathiformes, Callionymidae. Gene Ontology annotation, biological process: proteolysis.